AGGUAAAAUAUGGUUAGCGACAAAACAAUCUCUAUUAAGAGACGCAAAUUAACCAAGAAGAAGAAGAAGAAGAAGAAGCGAACCCUAACAUCAUCAUCAUCAUCACCGUCACUACCCACUCUUCCUUUCGAUCUCAUUCCUGAAAUACUAUGUAGACUGCCAGUGAAGUUCCUGCUUCAAUUUCGAUGCAUCUGCAAAUCAUGGAAAUCUCUUAUCUCCGAUUACAAAUUUGCCAAGAAGCAUCUUACUCUUUCAACCACACACACCCUCCACUGCAUAAGCUACCGUGAUAAUGCACACGUCUUACUCAAUUCUUACUCACUCGACUACGUCUUGACCAACAUCACGCAGACUCAGUUUCCUUCUCCUCCUGACAGUUAUUUGUUUGUGGGAUCUUGCAAUGGCAUCCUUUGUCUUGUAAGAGAAGGUACAGACGUGGUUCACCUUCAAUUGUGGAACCCUUCCAUUAGAAAAUUUAAAGAAUUGCCUCCUAUUAGUACACCACAAACAUUUGUAUCGCUGUAUGGAUUCGGAUACGAUCCAAUUAUUGAUAAUUACAAGGUUGUGGUUGUUUAUAGUGAUUUAAAUCGUAAAAUGGAAUUGAAGGUUCAUACUUUGGGUACCGAUUCAUGGAAAACCGUUUCGGAGUUUCCUUUUGCUUUUGUCUCUGCUCAGCGACCGGGGCAAUAUGUGAGUGGCACAAUUAAUUGGUUGGUUUCUACUGGUAUCAAGUGGUUUAUUACUUCUUUUGAUUUGGGGAAUGAGUGUUAUCAAGAGGUUUUGCUACCCGAUGAUCCUUGUAAGGUAGAUGAAAAUAAAUUAAGCUUAAGUAUUUUUAGGGCUUGCUUGUGCAUGAUUUCUGGUGAAAAUGUUUGGGUUAUGAAAGAAUAUGGAAAUGAAGAGUCUUGGACUAAAUUGUUCACUAUUUCUUACCUGCGAGUUCCUCGUGCAUCAUCUUAUUCCUAUAUUAUGGCAGAAUGUGUUCUUGAGAAUGAACAAGUGCUGCUGACGUACAACGAGGAUGAGAGAUUCGGGCAUAUUUCUUACAAUUAUAAAAAUGACACAUCAAAGUUUAUUGAGUUGGAAAACUUCCCAGAAAUUUGCGUUGAAAGUUUGAUAUCACCUUGUUUUUAAUGCUAGGCUAGGAUGUAGAUGCAGUGCUAUGUCACUUUAGCAUUUGAUAUUUUCUGUUUAUGAUAUUUAAUUUGCACUUGUUCUUCUAAUUAUUGGUUACU
Messenger RNA from Trifolium pratense (red clover), 1235 nucleotides. RefSeq names its product F-box/kelch-repeat protein At3g23880-like. Gene Ontology annotation, molecular function: protein binding. The transcript has a single exon. Lineage: Eukaryota; Viridiplantae; Streptophyta; Magnoliopsida; Fabales; Fabaceae. The record is from RefSeq and is a predicted model, not a curated record. The coding region runs from base 10 to 1134 and encodes 374 amino acids.